Xenia sp. Carnegie-2017 is the source of this 1425-nucleotide messenger RNA. Its product is annotated as isoaspartyl peptidase/L-asparaginase-like. The transcript has 5 exons. The record is from RefSeq and is a predicted model, not a curated record. Gene Ontology annotation, molecular function: protein binding; hydrolase activity. Bases 1 to 1425 code for a protein of 474 amino acids. NCBI's taxonomy places the organism in Eukaryota, Metazoa, Cnidaria, Anthozoa, Malacalcyonacea, Xeniidae.
AUGGAAAUUUCUACAGAGGCAAGUAGAAGCAAUAUGGAAACAACAGCUGAGAGCUCUGAUAAAUCUGUGCAUUAUUAUAAUAAGAAAUCAAACUCAUACAGCAGUCAAGCAGAAGCUAUGUCAUUUUUUGAAGAAGGAAAUUUAAGUAUGAAUAAUGGUGAUUAUGGAACAGCAAUUGAAAACUACAAAAGAUGUUUGGAAAAUGCCGACAAGGAUAACGUGAAAAUGAUGGUUUAUUUUUGUCUUGGUAAUGCUUACACCCUCUGUGAUAAUUGGGAGGAAGGAUUGAACAGUUUUAAUGAUUGUUUAAAGUUUUCGUCUAAAGUUGAAAGUGAAUAUUUUGAACAUCAACUAUACCUUGGCAUGGGGAGUGUUCAUUCUAACAUGAAAAGAUUGGAGGACGCCAUGAAGAAAGAUGAAAUGGAAUGUCUCUGCCAUAUUGCAUUGGGAGGAUUGAAUAAGUUGCUUAAAAAUUAUGAGCAAUCUUUGGAGCAUUAUAGAAAAGGAUUCUCUCUUAUUAUUGAAUCUCAACAGCAGCAACAUGAACAGCAUCAUCGAUCGCGACGACCAAGAAAAGUUGGUGGUAUCAACGCAGUUAGUAUUUUAGAGAGCAGUGACUUAUUCAUGAUAGGUCGUGGAUCUCCAUUGAACAGUGAAGGAGAAGUUGAAUGUGAUGCAAUGAUUAUGGAGGGACACACUUUACAAACAGGUGCUGUAAUUUCUGGUCGAAAUUUCAAAAAUCCAGUUUGUCUUGCUCGAAAAAUAAUGGAACAAACACCACAUUGUGCUCUCAGUGGUGAUGGUGCUCUGAAAUUUGCUUUGAGUAAAGGUUUUCCUUGUUGCUCGCCAAAUGAAUUGAUAAAUAAACAAAAACGUCUUCCUCCUGAAUAUUUCAUGGCAUAUGUUGAUUUUUUUUGCGACGGAAGACCUUUUCCUGAUAUCUCCCCUGAUAUUUCUCUUGAAGAAGGUUUCAAUGGCGAUACUGCAUUUGCUGUUGCAAUUGAUAGAAAUGGCCGUUUGGCAUGUGCCACGUCAACUGGAGGUAUGCCCGGCAAACUUAAAGGUCGUGUUAGUGACACUGCAUUAGUUGGUUGUGGUGGAUAUGCAAAUUAUAAAGGAGCAGCUGCAGCAACUGGUCAUGGAGAGAAAUUGAUACAAUUGAACUUUACAAGACAAGUUGUAUUUAACAUGGAAUCAGGAAGUGCCCAAGAAGCUGUACAGGAUGCUGUGAAUUUAGCUCAAGAAACAUUAAGAGGACGCCCAGGAGGAAUUGCCAUUGACAGUCAUGGAAAUAUUGGAAAGGCAUUUAAAAAUGACCUCAUGCCUUGGGUUAGCAUCAAAAAUGAUGAAAUGAAAUUUGGGUUGGAAAGGGAUGAAGAAGGAAACUAUCCUUUUGAAUUGAUUGAAAACAAUGGCGUUGUAUAG